Molecule: messenger RNA, 3222 nt
Organism: Eimeria maxima
Lineage: Eukaryota; Apicomplexa; Conoidasida; Eucoccidiorida; Eimeriidae
Product: SOH1 domain-containing protein, putative
Exons: 5
Coding region: 1-3222 (1073 amino acids)
Biological process (GO): negative regulation of transcription by RNA polymerase II; positive regulation of transcription by RNA polymerase II
Cellular component (GO): nucleus; transcription regulator complex
Source: RefSeq, a predicted model, not a curated record
AUGGCUGCAGCAGCAGCAGCAAGAGAUGGGGGAGUUGCUGCUGCUGCUGCUGCAGACAGCCAAAAUGGUAACUUGCUGCUACUGCCACCGCAGCAGCAGCAAAUACUGCAGCAGCAGCAGCAUCCACUGUAUACAGAACGUAGCAAGCAGCUGCUGCGUCUGCUGCGUCUUCGUGUAUCUCUGCAUGCAGCAGCAGCAACAACAGCAGCAGCAGCAACAAUAGAUGAAGGAUUUGCUCUUACUGAGCUGCUGCCUGCAUCUGCUGCUUAUAGAUCUUUGCUGCUGCGGCGCUGCUGCAGCGGCCUGCUGCAGGAGCUGCAGCAGCCGCAGCAGUUUGCUGCUGCGCUGCUGCUGCUUAGUCGCUUAGGUGUAGGUCAUGGAUCUUCUGCACGGUUUGCUGCUGCUGCUGCUGCUGCUCGCUUCUUGCAUGCACUGCAGCCGCAGCAGUUUGCUGCUAUGCUGCUGCAGCUACCAUUCGCUAAUACUCUUGCUGCUGUUGUUGCAGCAAAUAAAACAGCAAAAGCUGCUGCUGCUUCUGCUGCUGUACAGCUAGCAUCCGCUGUACUGCAGCAGCAAGUGCUGCAGCUGCAGCAGCAACAGCAGCAGCAGCAGCAGCACCGUGAGCUGCUCUUGUGCGGAUCAACUACAACCCUACCUGCCCUGACGAAUCCAACAGCAGCAGCAACAACAGCAGCAGCAACAGCAGCAGCAGCAGAUAGCACCACUCCUCUUACAAGGCCAAGAGCAGCAGCAGCAGCAACAACAACAACAGCAGCAGCAACAGCAGGGAAUGAGACUGUUGCUGCUGCUGAUGUUGUUGUGUCUUUGCUGCAUACACUGCGUCUUGUUGGUUUCUGUCGCUUUGUGCCUGAGGCUGUUGCUGCUUGCUGCGCUGCUGCUGCUGCACCUGCUGCUGCUGCAGUUGCUGCUGCACCAGCAGCAGCAGCAGGAGCAGCAAGAGGGAGGGGACUUGCUGCUCUCUCCUUACCGCAGCUAACAGUUAUAACACAAUGUAUAGCAGCAACAAACAGCAUAACGCCGCAGCAGCUGCUUGCUGCUGUGCUGCAGCGGCUGCGGGCAUCAGGAGGUGCAGCAGCAGCAGCAGCAAUUGCUGUUCUUGCUAAGGCUGCUGCAGCAGAACUAGCACCCUAUAACACCAAACGCAUGCAAGAUGCUGCUGCAGCAGCAACAGCAGCAGCAGCAGCUGCUGCUGCUGCUUCCCCUGUGCUCGACGUAGCACACCGCUCCUGGUCUUCAGCAGCAGAAGCAGCAGCAGCAGAAGCAGCAGGAGAAGCAGCAGGAGGAGCAGCAGCAAGACAAUUACCUCCUGCUGCAGCAGACCAUAGCUCUUCUCAUCUGCAACCCGCAGCAACAGCAGCAGAAGCAGCAGCUGCUGCUGGUGCUGCUGCUGCUGGAGACACUGGGGAUCCAGGAGGAGCAGCAGGUGGUGCUGCUGGUGUUGCUGCCACUGCGGAGCAAUUGUUGCUGCUGCUGCUGCAGCUAGCAGCAAGGACAGAGCUAACAGCAGCAGAAGCUGUUGAUAUCCUGUGGGCUGCUGCUGCUGCUGGUGACCCAGCAGCAGCAGCAGCAGCAGCAGAAGCAGACCUCAUCCGUAGGACCGCGAAGCUAUGUAUACCAGAGCUGCAGCAACUGCAGCAGCAGCAGCAACUGCAGCAGCAACUGCAGCAGCAGCAGCAGCUGCCGGCUUCACCGCUUGAGCAGUUUGAGCAACACCUUAUACAACAAGAAGAAGCUGAACAGCAGCAGCAGCAGCAGCAGCUGGAGCAGCAGCAGCAGCAGCAGCUAGAGCAGCAGGAGCUGUCGCCUGUAGCAGCAGCAAUUGAUUACCUGGGAAUUGACCGCGAUAGUCCCCUGGGGCAGCAACUUGCUGCUGCAGCAGCAGCAACAGCAGCAGCAGACACAGCAGCAGCAGCAGACACAGCAGCAGACACAUCUGACGAGUUGCUUGCCCCAGCAGCAGCAGCAGCAGCAGCAGCAGAAGCAGAAGCAGCAACUGCAUCACCAGCAGCAGAAGCAGUGGUAGCAGCACCAACACCAGUCGGACAAGCAGCAGCAGCAGCAGCACCAGCAGCAGAAACACCAGCAGCAACUGCAGCAGCAGCAGCAGCAGCAGCAGGAGAUCCACUGUAUUAUAUGUUAGCUCGUCGUCCUUUGUUAGGAGGUGCCGAGACACUACAGAGAGCAGCAGAUGCAGCAAUACUCUCAGACCUACAAAUGAUUUUCUCCGGCUCCCGAAGGACUUCGCGCAAACACUUGGAGGUUUGUCUUUCCUUUGGGCGUUUGCUGCGUCUCCUUCCUGUCUCUUCCUUCUUCCGAGCAGCAGCAGCAGCAGCAGCAGCAAACCCAACAGCAGCAGCAGCAGCAGCAGCAGGAGGGCGUCCUUGCCCGUGGGUGGUGACAGACUCGUCUCCUUCCCCAUACUUGAGCAGCAGCAACAACAGCAGCAGCAGCAGCAACAGCAGCAGCAGCAGCAGCAGCAGAUUUGAUUGCCUAGAGACAGGAGGGUUCUGUUUGCUGCCAGCAGCAGGAGCUGAGGAUACACCCGAUUGGGGCAGCAAACAGUGGGGUAUUGGUUUGCUGCUGCUGCAGGAGGAUAAAGAUUUAUCUUUUUCUCCUUUUCUGCUGCUGCAGCGGCGUAUUCAUGAUCUUGCUGCUGCAGAUCCUGCUGCUGCUGCUGCUGCUGCAGAAGCAGCAGCAGCAACAGAUCCGGCUGCUGCAGCAGAUACUGCUGCUGCUACACCACGGAGAAGGUCACGACAGCAGCAGCAGCAGCAGCGGCUGCUAACCGAACUCUUCCGUCUGCAGCACACGCUGCAGCAGCAACAAGAGCUGCAGCAGCAGCAACAGCAGCAGCAGCAGCAGCAGCAAUUUAGGCUGAAGCCUGGGGUGUCUAUACGUCAGAGAUUAUUGACGGAUUUACUUGGAUGGAAAAUCAUCUCCCUUAAUGCUAAUAAGGCUGCUGCUCUCCUACUGCCUGAGGCGGAGCCGCUGCUGCUGCAGCGGCUUGCUGCAGCAGCAAGAGCAGCGCCACUUCCUCCUAUAUUAACAGCAGCAGCAGCAGCAUUAGAAGCAGCAGCAGCAGGAGGACGAGGAGCAGCAGCAGCAGCAGGAGCUACCUGGGCAACUGCAGCAAAUAGAGAAGCAAUUAGAGCAGCAGCAGCAAUUCAACUGCAGCGGGAGUUGGCGUUAGUCCUGUCUUAA